Tauraco erythrolophus (red-crested turaco) is the source of this 1367-nucleotide messenger RNA. The record is from RefSeq and is a predicted model, not a curated record. Lineage: Eukaryota; Metazoa; Chordata; Aves; Musophagiformes; Musophagidae.
UUGCAGCAAGCAGCUGAAGUUUCUCAGCUGAGAGGAGCUCGAGUCAUCUCUGCUGAAGAUCUCCUGUUCUUAAUGCGCAAAGAUAAGAAGAAGCUUAGAAGGCUACUUAAAUACAUGUUUUUUCGAGACUACAAAUCCAAAAUUGUCAAAGGAAUAGAAGAAGAUGACCUCCUUGAAGAUAAAUUCAACAGUAAUAACACCAACAAACGGCAGAAGCUUGCUCAAGACUUUCUCAAUUCUAUUGACCAGACUGGAGAGCUCUUAGCCAUGUUUGAAGAUGAUGAGAUUGAUGAUGUCAAGCAAGAGCGGAUGGAGAGAGCAGAAAGACAAACACGAAUGAUGGACUCGGUCCAGUAUGCAGAAUUUUGUGAAAGUCGGCAACUGAGUUUUUCAAAGAAAGCAUCCAAGUUUCGUGACUGGUUGGACUGCAGCAGUAUGGAAAUAAAGCCAAAUGCAGUCGCCAUGGAGAUUUUGGCAUAUUUAGCGUAUGAGACUGUGGCACAGUUGGUGGACUUGGCUCUUUUGGUUAAGCAGGACAUGGCUCCCAAAGCUGGUGACCCAUUCAGUCAUGCCAUAUCUGCCACCUUCAUACAGUAUCACAACUCUACGGAGCCGCAUCUCUUAGGGCAAUCUACAAGUGUGAAGCCCAGUCUUGACUCUCCUGAAAACACACCACCUCCUACACCUACACCCCCAGCAUCAACAGGACAGCAGCAUCUUGGGAAAACCCCAUCAGGAACCUUGGGGAAUGGUGGAAUUGGACAAGACUCUACCAAAUCCAAACAAAGGAAAAGAAAAAAGAGCACUGCAGCCUGUGGUAUAGAGGCUCAAAGCGAUGCCAUCCAGCCUAGCCACAUCAGAGAGGCCAUUCGACGCUAUGGCCACAAGAUUGGCCCCCUUUCCCCAUUCACAAGCGCCUACCGCAGAAAUGGGAUGACUUUUCUCGCCUGCUAACGUGGAUGUGGCUGCAGCAACAGGAAAGGCAGUGUUAUAUUAAGGUGAUUUUCUUUUCCCCUCCGUGGAAAGGAAAAAAAAAAAAAUACAAGCUCCAAUGUCUCCAUGUACCAGUGAGUGGGCUGGUUUGUUGUGACUAUCUGCUGGCUGACUCUGUCUCUUUUUCCAGCCCCCUCAAUCGUUAUUCUUGUUUACUAGCUGGAAUAUUUAGCGAAUUAAUGGCAGGAUGUUUGGGGUAGUGUGUAGGUGGACAAGAACAGCAGAUCAGACAAUGCUGAAGUUUACAGGGGACUUGCUGCUGUCAGCCUCUUCCUGAGAUGCGGUGUCAUUUUUAUUUAAGUGUUUGGAAGUCCGUGUGUUCUCUUAGGGAUGUUGUUUUGUAAAGCAGGAUGAGGCAGAAAGAGGCCAGAGAU